This is a messenger RNA of Peromyscus leucopus (white-footed mouse), 1927 nucleotides long. Its product is annotated as cytochrome P450 3A9. Gene Ontology annotation, biological process: steroid metabolic process; oxidative demethylation. Gene Ontology annotation, molecular function: testosterone 6-beta-hydroxylase activity; heme binding; iron ion binding. The record is from RefSeq and is a predicted model, not a curated record. NCBI's taxonomy places the organism in Eukaryota, Metazoa, Chordata, Mammalia, Rodentia, Cricetidae. The coding region runs from base 122 to 1636 and encodes 504 amino acids. The transcript is spliced from 13 exons.
GCUGGCCUCCUUGAAUCACAGCUGGGUGGGGAAGGGAACUCAUCAGGCUCAGACCUGCAAGGUGCAGCACAUAGAGUUGAGAAUAAAACACAAAAGAGAGACUUGAUUAAAGAAAGCAGCAAUGGACCUGAUCCCAAACUUUUCCAUGGAAACCUGGAUGCUCCUGGUUACCAGCCUGGUGCUCCUCUACCUGUAUGGAACCCAUUCACAUGGGAUUUUUAAAAAGUUGGGAAUUCCUGGGCCCAAGCCUCUGCCUUUCUUGGGUUCAAUUUUUGCUUACCACCAGAAGGGCUUCUGGGAAUUUGACAAACAAUGUCAUAAAAAAUAUGGGAAAAUGUGGGGGUUUUUUGAGGGCCGACAGCCUAUGCUGGCUAUCACGGAUCCAGACAUGAUCAAAACAGUACUGGUGAAGGAAUGUUAUUCUACCUUCACAAAUCGUCGGGUAUUUGGUCCAUCAGGAAUUUUGAAAAAAGCCAUCACCAUCGCUGAGAAUGAGGAAUGGAAGAGAAUCCGAGCAUUGCUGUCUCCAACAUUCACCAGUGGAAAGCUCAAGGAGAUGCUCCCCAUCAUUAACCAGUAUGCAGAUGUGUUGGUGAGAAACAUGAGGCAUGGAUCAGAGAAUGGGAAUUCCAUCUCCAUGAAAGACAUUUUUGGGGCCUACAGCAUGGAUGUGAUCACUGCCACAUCAUUUGGUGUGAAUGUUGAUUCCCUCAACAAUCCACAGGAUCCUUUUGUGGAAAAAAUAAAGAAGAUCUUAAAAUUUGAUAUCUUUGAUCCAUUGUUCCUCAUAGUGACACUCUUUCCAUUCCUUAUCCCAGUAUUUGAUGCGUUAAAUAUCUGCUUGUUUCCAAAAGAUGUUAUAAGCUUUUUUAAAACUUCUGUACAGCGAAUGAAGGAGGAUCGCAUGCAAGAGAAAGCAAAGCAAAGAGUGGAUUUUCUUCAGCUGAUGAUAAACUCCCAGAGUUCCAACAUCAAGGAGUCUCAUAAAGCUUUAUCCGAUCUGGAGAUUGUGGCUCAGUCUAUUAUCUUUAUUUUUGCUGGCUAUGAGACCACCAGCAGCGCUCUUUCCUUUGCUUUGUAUUUACUGGCCACUCACCCUGAUGUCCAGAAGAAACUGCAGGAUGAAAUUGAUGCAGCUCUGCCCAAUAAGGCACCUGCCACCUAUGAUACCCUGGUCCAGAUGGAGUAUCUGGACAUGGUAGUGGAUGAAACUCUCAGAUUAUAUCCAAUUGCUGGAAGACUUGAGAGGGUCUGUAAGAAAGAUGUUGAAAUCAAUGGGGUACUCAUUCCCAAAGGGACUGUGAUGAUGGUACCAACCUUUGCUCUUCACAGAGACCCAAAGCAUUGGCCAGAGCCUGAGGAGUUCCACCCUGAAAGGUUCAGCAAGAAAAAUCAGGGUAACAUUAAUCCUUACACAUACCUGCCCUUUGGGGAUGGACCCAGGAACUGCAUUGGCAUGAGGUUUGCGCUCAUGAACAUGAAACUUGCUCUUGUCAGAGUCCUGCAGAACUUCUCCUUCCAGCCUUGCAAGGAAACUCAGAUCCCUUUAAAAAUAGGCAAGCAAGGACUUCUUCAACCAGAAAAACCAAUCCUUCUAAAGGUUGUGUCAAGAGAUGAGACUGUAAGUGGAGCUUGAUGUCUGUUAUGAUGCUGCAUCCCACUGGACCAGAAACCAAUUCAGAUUGUGAAUAAAUUCAAAGAUGAAGACUGUGGUAACCUUGUGCACUCAUGCAGGAUUCUGGGUGUUCAUUGAGCUUGUCAUGGAACAUAAGGAUGUGAUAACACUAAUCUAAGAUAGAUGUGUUCAACUCCCUGGUUCUUGUGGGACUGUCUAUUUCUACUUCAUUGUCACCACCAAAUCCCCUGAUUUAUGUUGAUAAAAUAAACACCAAUUACUAGUUUUAUCAACUACUACUGAAAAUGAGAA